AUGGCCCCCUCCUCUCCCGCCAUCACCUCCACGCUCGCCGACCUCCCCCUCCAGGCCCUCUACGCUCGCCUCCAGCCCAUAACCGUCCCCGCGGGCCACCCCCGCGCGACGUUCAUAAACUGGGGACUCAGCUAUGCGUGCACGCCACUGGCCGUGUUCGAGCCGGAGACCGAGCAGCAGUGCGAGCUCGUCUUCGAGCUGGCCCGCCGCGAAGGGCGGACGGUGCGCGCGGCGGGCGUGGGCCACAGCCCAAGCGAUCUCGCGUGCACCUCGGGAUACAUGCUGCGGACCGAAAAGUUGAAUAAGAUCAUCGAGGUCAAUGCCGAAAAGAAAUAUGUCGUCGCACAUGGUGGCAUCACCCUCCAAGCUCUCCAUGCCGAGCUCGCAGCCAACAACCUCGCCAUGAUCAACCUGGGCUCCAUCUCCGACCAGACGCUCGCCGGCAUGGUCACAACUGCCACCCAUGGCUCGGGGAUCGCCUUCCAGGUUUUGUCCACCCAUGUGAUGUCGCUCACCCUUCUACUUCCCAACGGAUCUCGCGUCCGCUGCUCGCGCCAAGACAAUGCCGAUCUCUUCAUGGCGUCUCUCUGCGGCCUGGGAAGUACCGGCCUCAUUCUCCAAGUCCAGCUUGAGGUCACAGACGCGUUCCGCCUGAAGGAGACGCAAGAGUCGAUAGCGUUUGACGAGGUAAUCCGGAACCUCGAUCCAAUCGUUCACUCUGCCGAGCACGUACGACUCUGGUGGUUCCCCCAGGCCGGCGUUGUCCGCGUCAGUGCAGCAAAUCGGGCGGCGGAGGUAAAUGCCUUCUUGUGCAUGAAACCGGUCGACACCUGGCUGUGGCACUCGCUCGUGGGCUACCAUCUGCUGCAGUUCCUGUUCUUCCUGGGGCGGUACAUCACGUCGCUCAACCCGUGGAUCGGAAGGUUCGGCGCGUGGCUAGUGUCAGACAAGACAGUUGGCAUCAACGACAGCCACCGCAUCUUCAACAUCGAUUGCAAGUACCCGCAGUAUACCACCGAGUGGGCGAUACCAUAUGAGAACACGCGCGCCUGCCUGUCCGAGCUGCGAGCGUGGCUGGACGAAGAGGCCGCGUCCCCAACCGGUCUGCGUCCACAUUUUCCCGUGGAGAUUCGCUUCACGGCCGCGGACGACGUCUGGCUGAGCCCCAGCAACGGCGGCAAGACCUGUUGGAUUGGGCUCGUUCAGUACAAGCCAUAUGGCUUGAAUGUUCCCUACAGGAAACUCUUUUCCCAUUUCGAGGAAAUUAUGGCCCGACACAAUGGCCGGCCCCAUUGGGCAAAGGCCCAUCACCUCCGGCCUGAUGGGCUUCGAAAGCUCUACCCCCGAUUUGAUGACUUUGUCAAAGUGCUGCAGGAGGUCGACCCGAACGGGAUGUUGCGAAACGAGUACGUAGAGCGGCAUCUGUUUGGCAAAAAGGGACGAGAGUACGAUGAGAGGGUGUUCAAGCGCGCGCACUGA
Molecule: messenger RNA, 1479 nt
Organism: Laetiporus sulphureus 93-53
Lineage: Eukaryota; Fungi; Basidiomycota; Agaricomycetes; Polyporales; Laetiporaceae
Product: L-gulonolactone/D-arabinono-1,4-lactone oxidase
Exons: 5
Coding region: 1-1479 (492 amino acids)
Cellular component (GO): membrane; mitochondrion
Molecular function (GO): FAD binding; D-arabinono-1,4-lactone oxidase activity
Source: RefSeq, a predicted model, not a curated record